Molecule: messenger RNA, 366 nt
Organism: Coffea eugenioides
Lineage: Eukaryota; Viridiplantae; Streptophyta; Magnoliopsida; Gentianales; Rubiaceae
Exons: 1
Coding region: 1-366 (121 amino acids)
Source: RefSeq, a predicted model, not a curated record
AUGGCUACAUUCUCUUCGUCAAAAGUACAUGGACUCCCACUAUUGUUACUGAUUCUGGUAUCAUCUAUCAUGCUUUCUCCAGUAAAAUGUGAAUAUCCACCUACUUUUCCACCUCCAAUUGGGAUAUAUCAAGUGAAGCAAUGCUUGAAAGCACUUCCCGGAAUCAGUGGUGCUUGCACUUCUGACAUUCUCAAGUAUCUCGUGGGACCUCGGGAUGGCAUUAUCAAUCUCAAAUGUUGUAAAGCUGUGAUCAAGAUUGUGAGUUCAUGCAGGCUCAGAAAUCUCCCAAUUGACCCAAUAUUUCCUCCAAUGGUCCUAGGAGUUUGUGCAAGAAAUUAUUAUGGUUAUUUAGAGCCAUGGAAUUGA